Messenger RNA from Nematostella vectensis (starlet sea anemone), 2957 nucleotides. RefSeq names its product N-acetylneuraminate 9-O-acetyltransferase. The transcript has 23 exons. Lineage: Eukaryota; Metazoa; Cnidaria; Anthozoa; Actiniaria; Edwardsiidae. The record is from RefSeq and is a predicted model, not a curated record. The coding region runs from base 1 to 2523 and encodes 840 amino acids.
AUGGAUUCUCCGUCAAAGUUACAAUCGGUUAGUUUCGAGUUCCCCGAGGACUCCAUGGAUGGUAAGACUUCUAAACAGAGAGAAGAGAAAGAACCCAAGAACUUAACGCAGUCGAAAGCAGCUUGGAGGAUGGAAGCCCGAUGUAAAAUGCUCGCCGCAUUGGUUGUAUUUGUGGCAUUUAUCGUUCAUUUGAUCAGAAUUCUUACUAAAGGCUCUGAUACCUGUUCACUGAUGUUUAAUGAUGGGUGGUGGAGAGGGGACAUGUGGCAGCCUUAUGGAUGUAUGAUGCACAGAUAUGUACCAAGUGAAGCACGGACUUGUCUUCAGAACCAUCCUGUGGCAUUUGUUGGCGACUCCAGGAUUCGUGGGUUGUAUUAUAAGCUUGUGAAUAUACUUGAUCCCGAAAAAAAAUUACAUGCAGUCAAGCACCAUGACUUGCACUACAAAGAUGGAAAUACCACCCUGGAUUUCUACUGGAGACCUUAUGUAGACCAGUCUGUGAAAAAGAUGUAUGAUAAAUGGAUUGAGUCAAGCAGAAGAAGGCCACAUCUGAUCAUCACCGGCAUGGCAACAUGGACAAUAAAGAAUCUGGGGAUUAAUCGUGCUGCUGAAUAUCAAAAGAAUCUCACGUUAUUAAAGGAAUCAAUAGAAGUUUUAUCAAAAUUGAAUGAAAGUCCAAAGAAAGUAAAGCUGCCUGGUACUAAGCUGUCACCAUUUCCAACAUCUCCUACUACUAUAUGGACUCUUCAAGCACCAACUGUCUUUUCAAAACUUAGUAAAGCAAGGAAAUCCCUUACAAUUUCAAGCAUAACAAAAUUGAAUGAUAUUGCUUCAAAUGUUUUUUUUAACUCAUCUGUCAAAGUGCUGCAGUCAAUAGCUCUUGCUGCGAAGGCACGACCAAAGUCUACUGAUGAUGGUGUACACUAUAACUCCCCUGUGAUAGAUGUGGAGCUUGACUUCUUAUUAAACUUUUACUGCAACCGCUACAUGCAAGUGAAUGAUGCUUCCUGCUGUCUUCCAACACCACGAAUUACCCAACUUCAAUACAACACUUUUGCAGUCUUUGUCACGUGUUUUGUGUUAUUUAUUAUCAUGUUUGUCUGUCGCCGAAUGUGGCCCCCCUCAGAGCAAGACGGCACAGCUGGCGUAGAGGCGACCACGCCCGGCGGGCACGAGAGCUACUCGCUACACUGGGUGUACUCAGAGUCUAUGUAUCCUGUUAUGCGGUACAUGGCGAAGCUCGGCAUUAUUAUGCUUUACUUCUACUUGUGCGACAGGACAAACCUAUUCUUCAAGGAGCAAAAGCAGUAUAGUAACACAGCAUUUUUCUUAUCUAUGCUUGGCUUUCUAGUACUUGGAGCGUACACCUGGACGCCUCACGACGAGAUCAGCUCGUUGAAUAGAGAUCAAACUGAUGAGUGGAAGGGAUGGAUGCAACUAGUCAUUUUACUGUACCACUAUAUAGGAGCUAGUCAGACACUUCCCAUCUACGUGUUUAUCCGUCUUCUCGUCGCGUCGUAUCUUUUUAUGUCUGGCUACGGCCAUUUCCUCUUCUUCUGGACCAAAGGGGACUACAGCUUGUUCAGGUUCUGCCAGGUGAUGACUCGCAUGAACCUCUUCACGGUAGUCCUGUGUCUCGUCAUGGGCCGGCCGUACCAGUUCUACUACUUUGUGCCUCUCAUCAGCUUCUGGUUUGUCGUGAUCUACGCCACCAUGGUUUUCUUCCCUCGAGUAUCAGCCUCGUCUGUACGAGAGGAUCCCAAGCAGUACAUCUUUAUCUGGCUCAAGUUUUUCGUUCUUUUUGGUACAAUCUACAUUCUAUGGAGUUCUCCUAUCUUGUUCGACUGGGUGUUUUCCCAGUGGGCCGUGAAGCAGCUGUUUAUAGAUGAGAAUGACAGUGUGCGUGAGUGGCGCUUCCGGUCAUGGCUAGACAGAUAUAUUGUCCUUUAUGGGAUGGUGUUUGGGUUCGCCUACCACACAGCCAAGCACUUCAAGAUAUUUGACGACACACUCAGAAAAGGUCUCUUUAAAAGCCUCCACUCUAAGGUUACUAUGGUGAUGUCAGUCGUGGCACUUGCGGUAUACGGUAUCCAGGCCUUUACUUGUAGUAACAAGCCCUCUUGUAACGCAACACACUCGGUUGCGUCCUGUAUACCGAUCACUGCGUAUAUUUUACUGCGCAAUGUGCCGGGCUCGAUGCGCUCGAGAUUCAGUCGUUUCUACGCAUGGGUAGGAAGCAUAUCCCUAGAGCUCUUCAUCGGCCAAUACCAUAUAUGGCUAGCCCAAGACACUCGCGGGGUCCUGGUGCUGAUUCCUGGUUACCCCGCUCUUAAUGCAAUUCUGACGUCAUUCGUUUUUGUGUGCGUGUGUCACGAGGUGAACAAGGUGACGUCGGCGCUUUCGAGGGAGCUCGUCUCCAAGGACCUGAAGACCAUGUUACGGAGGCUCGUCGUGUUUGUCAUUAUGCUUAUUGUGAUUUGGUGGCACAAGACGCACCAUGCCCUCAGACCAAGAAUGGAUUAACCGCAGCCCAGCUCCAGGCCUUCAGCCUUGGCCGCGAGGGGCUUGGUACAGAUGACGUUACACGCAUGCCCUCAGACCAAGAAUGGAUUAACCGCAGCCCAGCUCCAGGCCUUUAGCCUUGGCCGCGAAGGCCUUGGUACAGAUGACGUCACACGCUUCAUGCCCUCAGACCAAGAAUGGAUUAACCGCAGCCCAGCUGCAGGCCUUCAGCCUUGGCCGCGAAGGGCUUGGUACAGCUGACGUCUUACGCAUCAUGCCCCCAGACAAAGGAUGGAUUAAUCAUAGCCCAGCUCCAGGCCUUCAGCCUUGGCCGCGAGGGGCUUGGUACAGAUGACGUUACACGCAUGCCCCCAGACCAAGGAUGGAUUAACCAUAGCCCAGCUCCAGGCCUUCAGCUUUGGCCGCGAGGAGCUUGGUACAGAUGACGUAACAAA